Molecule: messenger RNA, 1729 nt
Organism: Lotus japonicus
Lineage: Eukaryota; Viridiplantae; Streptophyta; Magnoliopsida; Fabales; Fabaceae
Product: benzyl alcohol O-benzoyltransferase-like
Exons: 1
Coding region: 105-1499 (464 amino acids)
Source: RefSeq, a predicted model, not a curated record
UCCACCACAACCACUGAGAAGUAAGAAGCAACAAUACAUUGUUGAAUAAACCUUGCUCGAUCAGAAAACAACUUAAUUCUGUUUUCCUUGAUUAUUCGUUAAAGAUGGCCUCAUCAUCAUCUAAAUCUGAUCUGGUGUUUGCAGUGCGAAGGUGUGAACCAGAGCUGGUUGGUCCAGCGGAAGCGACCCCUCGUGAAGUGAAACUUCUUUCAGAUAUUGAUGACCAAGAUGGCCUACGGUUCCAAAUUCCAGUGGUACAGUUCUAUCACUAUGAUCCAUCAAUGGCAGGAAAGGACCCUGUUGAGGCCAUCAGAAAAGCAUUGGCCAAAACACUUGUGUUUUACUAUCCUUUUGCAGGUAGGCUCAGGGAAGGGCCUGGUAGGAAACUGAUGGUGGAUUGCACGGGUGAGGGUGUUUUGUUCAUUGAGGCUGAUGCUGAUGUCACUCUUAACCAAUUAGGUGAUAAUCUUCAAACUCCCUUCCCAUGCAUGGACGAGCUCCUUUAUGAAGUUCCUGGUUCGGAGGAAAUGCUUAACACACCCUUGUUGCUCAUACAAGUUACGCGGCUCAAGUGUGGUGGUUUCAUUUUCGCUAUCCGAUUAAACCACACCAUGUGUGAUGCGGUUGGUUUGGUUCAAUUUUUGAGUGCCAUUGGAGAAAUGGCUCGUGGGAUGCGCCAACCUUCAGUCCUACCUGUGUGGUGUAGAGAGAUUCUAAGUGCAAGGGAUCCACCAAGAGUGACAUGCACUCAUCCUGAAUACGAUGAACAAGUACCUUACACCAAGGAAACCACCAUCCCCCUAGAUGACAUGGUCCACGAGUCUUUCUUCUUUGGUCCCACUGAGCUAGCUACAAUUCGUAGUUUCCUUCCUUCCCAUCAACUUCGCUGCACAAAUUUUGAAGUUCUCACUGCAUUUGUUUGGCGUUGCCGCACGAUAGCAUUGCAACCGAACAGUGAUGAAGAGGUUCGCAUACUCUGCAUUGUUAAUGCACGUGCCAAGCUUGACUCUCCGUUACCAACUGGUUAUUAUGGCAACGCCUUUGCAUUUUCUCCCGCGAUUACAACAGCUGGGAGGCUAUGUGAAAAUCCAUUGGGAUAUGCAGUAGAGUUAGUGAAGAAGGCAAAAGCUAAUAUCACAAGGGAGUAUAUGCAUUCAUUAGCAGAUUUAAUGGCCAUUAAGGGACGACCACACUUCUCUAUGGAAAGAUCAUUUCUUGUUUCAGAUUUGAAACUUGCAGGGUUCAGGCGGGUAGACUUUGGGUGGGGUAAUGCUAUUUAUGGAGGUCUAUCCAAGGGAGGAAUUGGGCCCAUACCUAGUUUAGCAAGCUUUAAUGUUCCCUUCAAAAAUGAUAAAGGUGAGGAAGGUUUACUGACACCAAUUUGUUUACCAGCUAAAGCCAUGGAGAGGUUCAUAAAAGAGCUGGAUAAUGUUCUGAAGAACCAUAACCAACCUACUAGGGGUGGUCUAAACCCUACCUUUAUCGUUUCUUCAUUAUAGUUUCAUGAAAAUUCGAAUUUGCUUUUAUACCAAAAGCAAGUCGAAAAUUCUUGUUGUGAGUAUAGAGUGCUGUGCUGUUUUCUGUUGCUCAUGUGUUUAGGGGACAAAAUUAAUAUUCGAAUAUUUUGGUCAAACAAGGUUCUAAUAGAAAGUUUGAUUUACAAUUUCUGAGCUAGAUUCUUGUAUUUACCCAUUUGAGACAGUUGUUCUCGAUCAAGAAUAUUUUUAUA